UGCUUGCAGCUGUCUCUUUCGCUCACACAAACGUGUGAACGUGUCACCCAAGGUGUUUUCCUUUGGAUUUUCCUUAAUUUCUAUUGCAUCCUGAACAAACUAUAGGCCAGAAUGGUGGACGAUAGCACCAGGAAGACACUGAGCAACAUUCCACUGUUACAGAUACGUGCUGGGCCACGCGAGAAGGACGUGUGGGUGCAGAGACUCAAAGAGGAAUACCAGGCACUGAUCAAGUAUGUGGAAAACAAUAAGCAGUCGGGCAGCGACUGGUUCCGCCUGGAGUCCAACAAAGAGGGCACCAAAUGGUUCGGCAAAUGCUGGUACAUGCACAACCUCCUCAAGUACGAGUUCGAUGUGGAGUUUGACAUUCCAGUGACAUACCCAACGACAGCGCCCGAGAUAGCGCUGCCCGAGCUGGAUGGCAAGACGGCAAAGAUGUACCGCGGUGGCAAGAUCUGCCUAACAGAUCACUUUAAGCCACUGUGGGCACGGAAUGUGCCAAAGUUCGGAAUUGCUCAUGCCAUGGCUUUGGGACUGGCACCCUGGCUGGCUGUGGAGGUUCCCGACCUCAUCGAGAAGGGCAUCAUCACAUACAAGGAGAAAUAAUUAUGAAUUCGAUUUCUGUUUGGGUUGAGGAAGCGGCAAAGAAAACGAACAAAUGCAAAAUGUAAUAUGAAAGUCA
Molecule: messenger RNA, 682 nt
Organism: Drosophila subobscura
Lineage: Eukaryota; Metazoa; Arthropoda; Insecta; Diptera; Drosophilidae
Gene: Ufc1
Product: ubiquitin-fold modifier-conjugating enzyme 1
Exons: 3
Coding region: 112-606 (164 amino acids)
Biological process (GO): protein K69-linked ufmylation
Cellular component (GO): cytoplasm
Molecular function (GO): UFM1 conjugating enzyme activity
Source: RefSeq, a predicted model, not a curated record